Messenger RNA from Panonychus citri (citrus red mite), 952 nucleotides. Its product is annotated as phosphomevalonate kinase-like. Gene Ontology annotation, molecular function: phosphomevalonate kinase activity. The record is from RefSeq and is a predicted model, not a curated record. Gene Ontology annotation, biological process: cholesterol biosynthetic process; isopentenyl diphosphate biosynthetic process, mevalonate pathway. Gene Ontology annotation, cellular component: cytoplasm. Bases 270 to 857 code for a protein of 195 amino acids. Lineage: Eukaryota; Metazoa; Arthropoda; Arachnida; Trombidiformes; Tetranychidae. The transcript has 3 exons.
UUUAAGUUGCUCUCUCAUCUUUGAGAGUAUUUUUUUCCUCUUAAUUAACAUUUAACGUUAAAUUCAUUCCAAUCAACGUAAUUAAUUGAUUGUUGCCUGAGAUAAAUUCCGCGCCCACAGCAAUUUAGUUGAUCAUCUUCCGGGUUUCUUUUCAUUUGUAAAUUGUGGUCAAGUAAACAACUUAAUCUUGUUUUCUGUUGCUUAAAAUUAGUUACAAUAGUUAACCAAAUCGUCUACUUUUUUUGUCUAAAUUGUUAACAAUCAACACAAUGUCUGGUAAACCAACUUUGAUUAUCAUUCUCAGUGGAAAACGUAAAAGUGGUAAAGAUUAUGUUACAGAAUUAAUUGAGAAAAGAUAUGAAAAUAAAUUAGCAGUUAUUCACAUUUCUAAGCCAAUCAAACAAAAAUACGCUGAGUUACAUGGAGCUGCUUUUGAUGAACUGAUGAAAGCUUCACAAUAUAAGGAACAAUUUAGAUUGGAUAUGGUUAAAUGGAGUGAAAAUGAGAAAUCAAACCGAAAUGAUGAAGCUUAUUUCUUGAAAUUAGCAAUUAAUAUGGAAAAUGCAAAUGAGAAAAAGGUUUGGUUAAUUGCUGAUGCUCGUCGACCCGCUGAUUUGGCUCAUUUUGAUGAACAACAAUUUAAUCAAUCUAAAGUGAUCAAGAUUAGAAUUCAAGCAACCGAAGAGACCAGAAAAUCUCGAGGUUGGAUUUUUACCAAAAACAUUGACGAUGCUACGACCGAAUGUGGCCUCGAUUGUUACACCGAUUGGGAUUAUGUCUUUGACAAUGAUGGAACCAGUGAUCAGUUAAUUGAGAAACUCAAUGUAAUCUUUACACAAAUAGAAUCAGCUUUGUGAGCUUUUAAUUGUUACUCGAAUUGACUUUUAAAUUGUUUUCUGAAAUUCUGUCUUUUAAUCAGCAAACUAGAUUAAAGUUUAUUUUCAUAUGCGAA